GCUGAUGAAAAUUGCACUCCCAACAUGUCAAGAUUAUUCCACAUUAUAGUAGUGGAGUGAAAAACAUUCGACAAUGGACUUCGCAAUUGUCUCCUGCAUCCCGGUCAAUUAUUUAAAUGAUCACUAACAAAUUCUCCGCUACCACAUGACACUCCGAGUUACGUAGUAACGACUGUUUGUAUUCAAAAUUGAAGACUGCUGGGAAAAAGUCAAUUAGUGCGCAGAGCGUUUGAUGAAUGGAGACAAAAAAAAUGUUGUCGAAUAUUGCUGAUUACGAGGAGAUUAAAUAAAUUACUCAAACAAAUUGAAGUCAUUUUAAGAUUGUCAUACUCCAUUCCUCGAAAUUUUGAAUUGUCAGAAAUUAAAGAGAACAUUGGGAUAACAUUUUAUCAUAAUGAAUUAUAAUAAAAUAUACUCUGAAGAUGAGGCCAAAGAUAGUUCAAUUAAGCUCCUUUGCUUUGACUUGACAAAAUAUAGUGAGAGAGUGAGAUUCAUCAGCUGUUCAAUAGGAAUAUUUUUUUUCUACCUUCUGUAUGGAUACCUUCAGGAGUUAAUAUUCACAUUAGAUGGAUUCCGACCCUACGGUUGGUACUUGACUCUCAUACAAUUCGCCUAUUACACAUUAUUCGGCUGGCUAGAGUGCAAAUUAAAAGGAGUGAAACGAAGAAUUCCUUUAUCAACCUACAUGAUGCUAGCCCUGCUCACCCUGGGCACAAUGGGCUUCUCCAACUCGUCACUAGGAUACUUAAACUACCCCACUCAAGUGAUUUUUAAGAGUUGCAAACUCAUUCCUGUGCUCAUUGGUGGGAUUAUCAUUCAAGGGAAAAAGUAUGGGCCCUUGGAUUUCAUAGCUGCUGGGUUGCUCUGCAUUGGGCUAGUUUUAUUUACUUUAGCGGACAGCAUGAUCUCCCCUCGAUUCAGUAUUAUCGGAGUGGCCAUGAUCAGCUGUGCUCUCUUGUGCGAUGCCAUUAUUGGAAAUGUACAGGAGAAAACUAUGAAGCAGCACAAGGCGACUAAUACCGAAGUAGUACUUUAUUCAUAUUGUUUAGGAUUUUUCUAUUUAUUGGUGAUCUUGAUCGCUACUGGGGAACUGCAAAAGGGUGCUGCCUUCUGUUCUGAUCAUCCCAUGGAGACAUACGGCUACGCCCUCUUAUUUUCCCUGAGUGGAUAUCUAGGAAUUCAAAUAGUGCUAACACUUGUUCAAACAAAUGGAGCAUUCGUUGCAGUGACAGUGACGACCUGCAGAAAGGCAGUGACAAUUUUAAUAAGUUUUCUCUUCUUCUACAAACCUUUUACCAUGCAGUACGUAUGGUCAGGUACGCUAGUUCUCCUGGGACUGUACCUGAAUGUUCACAGCAAGCAACGUGGAAGUGGAAUCAACGUUAAAGGUCUCCUCGUCUCCUUGCAACAGUGUUGGUCAAGGCACAAUAGAAUUCAACAGCAAUUGAUGACAAACGUGUGAUAAUUCAAAUGAAUAAACUUUUCGAUAAAUU
Messenger RNA from Diachasma alloeum, 1493 nucleotides. RefSeq names its product adenosine 3'-phospho 5'-phosphosulfate transporter 2 (gene Papst2). Gene Ontology annotation, biological process: transmembrane transport. The coding region runs from base 395 to 1462 and encodes 355 amino acids. Gene Ontology annotation, molecular function: 3'-phosphoadenosine 5'-phosphosulfate transmembrane transporter activity. Gene Ontology annotation, cellular component: endoplasmic reticulum membrane; Golgi membrane. NCBI's taxonomy places the organism in Eukaryota, Metazoa, Arthropoda, Insecta, Hymenoptera, Braconidae. The record is from RefSeq and is a predicted model, not a curated record. The transcript is spliced from 4 exons.